Dentiscutata erythropus is the source of this 2375-nucleotide messenger RNA. The record is from the annotation of a GenBank genome assembly. Lineage: Eukaryota; Fungi; Glomeromycota; Glomeromycetes; Diversisporales; Gigasporaceae.
CCCAGCUAAAGCAAUUCACGUACAAAGAUCCUCAAGCUGGCCUAGAGGUUUUAGAUAAUGAUAAAACCAACGAUGGAACAAUAAUUUUACGUUUCGGAACUCCAGCGAAACAAGUUAAUGGAAGUACAACAUGCUGGGAUAAUACCAUUUAUCUUCGAAUAAUUUAUCCAAACGCGUCGAUUAGUUUCCUUUCGAUUUCAAAUCAUGGAAUCCCAGAUUUUAAUUUUUGUUUGGCGAACAACUCCGUACGAGAUUAUACAACAUUAUGGGGGUUUGACCAAGGACUUAUACUUACUUUUUAUAAUUCCUCGAAUUUAAUGACUUCAGCAAUAAUGGGACUUUUUAUUACUUUUGAAGGAAAGAUUUUAAGAAACGAAAAUGGAGAAAUAAUCGAAAGAGCUAGAAGUGGGAUAAUUCAAACAAAAAUUAAAAUUGUAACAAUAAUAGCUUUUUACAUGUUAGACAAAGGAUUUGCUCUAGCUUAUGGAGGAGAUGAUUCCGCGACCAAUCUUAAUAAUUCUAUUGUAGACAUCAAUAUUGGUACAACUAACGUAGCAUACGUAAUAUUUUAUUAUUUCGAAACAAACAAACGAACAGGACCAUUCUUGUUAUAUCAAACUCCCACUAAAAUAUUAAGGUUAAAUGACAUUGUUCAAACUUUAACAUUGGAAGGAAUUAUGUGUAGUGUUGAAUUUAGCGGUGCCGGAAAUACAUGUUUUUUAUUAUUGAAUUCAGCAUUUACUACAACCAAUAAAAAAAGUAUUACAACUUCGCAAAAUGCCAUGUUGAAGAUAUCUUACCUUUCUUCUGGAUCGGUAACAAGUAUAGGAGAAAUGAAAAAUGGUUCCAGUAAUGGAUACAGUAUUGAGCCACUUCAGUUCGGUGGGUUUCUAAUGUUAACACUUAGAGACAAUCUUUUUGGCUAUAUUCUCGAUGAAAAUGGAGAAAUAUAUAAAACAUGGUCAUCACCAACACCUAUAAGUUUCCUGUAUAAAAAAAGUAUUUAUGCUAUUCUUGCAAAUAAUUCAAUUGUGGUUGUGGAUAAUAAAGAUAAUUCAACUUGGAAUGUGAUAUGUGAUGAUCUAUUUAAAUUUGGUCAAGAUAAUAAACUCAAUAACCCGAUCAUAGCAUCAACGAACCCGGCACUAGGAUCUCGAGUAAACGAAUCCACAACACAACUAUAUUUAUCAUUCACUUAUCCCGUAAUUCUUUCAAGCUCAAAUAUUUCAAUAUACCAACAUAUCAAUGGAACAAAUCAUGACCUAUUGCGCCAACGAUUUCAAGGUGAUUUGCAAAAUCAAUUCUGCCAGAUUGAUCCAAAUGAUAAUAAAACCGUUAUAGUAGAUGUACUUCCUAGUACUUUUAAUGAACCUAAUAGUCCUUAUUACGUGGUUGUUGAGAAUAAUUUUGUCAAACGUAGUGAUUCAAAUGAAGCUCUUUUAGGAAUUGACAAAAACUUAUGGACUUUAGUCACAGAAAAUAAACAAUAUGUUUAUUCAAGUUCAAUAUUCGGUAAUAUUCGCCUGUCACCUGAUGGUUCUAGCUAUUAUCUUUCUCUUAGCUCAGCUGAUCAACAAAAAUUUAACAAACAAAUGGCUUCCGACCUUUCUUCUAUAAUCCCCGUUGAAGACAACAGAUUAAUACCAAUGAACGGAUUCGAAAAAGACGUAUCUACAGGAAUCUCGCAAAUAUUACUUUUUUUUAACAUUAUGGACAACACCGCAGAUUUGUCAAAGAAAAGUGCAUGUAAUAUAUUUGAUGACUUCAACACAUUACUGAAAUAUAAGAAAUAUAGUGCUUUAAUGGACUAUAAUACGACAUCAUUAAUUGAUGAGAAUUAUCCUAUGACUAUUGCUCCAUUAUCCUUGGGGGAUUAUUGGGAGUUGAUUGUAAUUAUCAUUGUUGUGUUAGUGAUCUUGGCUAUAUUAUAUUUUUUGGUUUCGCGAAAAUUUAAAAAGGCUGAUAAUUUUGCAAUGUUCAAAUUAAUUAUUAUCCUUGCUGAUUUGGGAUUACGAAUUUUGUUUGUUAUUAAUGAUGCUAAUAAAGUUCCAGAAUUAUGGUUGCCAAGUUUAAUAAUCCUCAUAAUCCCAACAUCUAUAAACAUAAUAGCAUCAUUCUUGAUCAUCGUUCAUGAAAUUCGUAAAAAUCCAGUAUUUAGCAAAUGGUUCUCAGAAUAUGCUUUCCUUCUUCCAUGUUUCACAAUCAUAUCAGCGGGACACAUUGAAGCUAUGUAUGUUUUGUCUUCAAAUUUUGGAAUGUUGAAGAUAUUCAGUACAACUUUCUCAAGGACUGCUGAACAUGCAAUAUUUUGGGUUGAAAUAUUAGGAUUGGUACUUUGUAUUCCACAAUUCACCAUUCAGGUUAGUACUUAUUGA